Molecule: messenger RNA, 1320 nt
Organism: Penicillium atrosanguineum
Lineage: Eukaryota; Fungi; Ascomycota; Eurotiomycetes; Eurotiales; Aspergillaceae
Product: FAD-dependent oxidoreductase
Exons: 2
Coding region: 1-1320 (439 amino acids)
Molecular function (GO): FAD binding; monooxygenase activity
Source: RefSeq, a predicted model, not a curated record
AUGUAUGAUCUCCAGAAGGUCAUCAUUAUUGGGGGAGGACCUACUGGCCUCGCAGCUGCCAUCCGUCUAGCUCAACACAACAAGCUGAACCCGGUCAUCUACGAGCUCCGAAACCCAGAAACUGCAGGUAUCGGCGGCUCUCUAGGCAUUCCUGCGAAUGGCGUGCGUAUCCUGCACCGACUCGACCUCUGGAACAUAAUCCUCCCGCGCAGCGUAGACAUCACCAAAACUGUCCUGCACUCCACAUCUGGCAGUGUUCUGAGUGAAGUCGAUAUCGCUUCAGAAGCCAAACAAAGGACGGGUUUCGGAUAUCUUCGCAUCAACCGGGUGGAUCUGGUCGAGUGCCUGCGGGAAGGCACUCAGAAAUACCAGAUCCCGAUCCACUACGACAAAAAGGUCACUUCCAUCGACGAUCGUGGAGACUCCGUAACAGUUACCUUUUCCGAUGGUACCAGUGACACGGCGUCACUUCUCCUGGGCUGCGAUGGAAUCCACUCGGCUGUACGCAAGAUGCACGUCGAUCCAGGGGUUGCCCCUGUGUAUUCGGGAAUCUCGGCGAUAUCAUCUAUUGUGGACGAUGUGAUCAAUCGAGAUCCCAACGAUACUGACUGCCUGCACUCAACAAUCACGCCACAUGGAAUGCUGGCUACCGCGCCCUGCGCUGGCAAGCAAAUAUUCUGGUUCUUUAGCAAAGAGGUGCCUUUGCCGAAAGGCACCUCCUCAGCUGACGUCCGUGAUGGAUGGUUGCUUCACCGUCAGAAAGAGCUGGCCGACUGUCGCAGCUCACUGUCGAACGUGCUGGACUGCGUACAUGGUCAGUGGGGAGAAUACCUGCGGCAGCUAGUCGACGCUAGCCGGGAUGUGCAUUUCUACCCGCAUUAUCGCCUGCCACUAGGGGGUCGGUGGUUUUUGCCCUCGGAUGCCCCACAGGGAUCGCCGCGCGUGCUGUUGAUGGGGGACGCCGCGCAUGCCGUGCAACCUCACGCCGGGCAGGGCGUCGCUCUAGCGUUGGAGGAUGUGCUGCUACUCUCUGGACUACUGGCCCAGUACCAAGCUGGUGACUGCACAACCCUUGGGGAGGUUUUUGGCCGAUUCGAUCGGCUCCGUCGCCCGCGGAUCCAGCGCAUCAAUGAGGUUGCAUUACGCAAUGGCAGAAUGCGCCGUAAUCAGUCGCCGUGGUCUGUGUGGUGUAAGGAGUGGUACAUGUGGAUUAUGUUGCAUGUGAAUCGGUUCUGGGGUAUGUCUAUGUCGGGGGUGUUGAAUGGGGAUGUCUUGUAUGACGUGGAGGCGGAGUUGAAGCAACCAGACCGAGAUGGCUAA